AUGGUAGACAAGAAAGAAGCUUUCAAUAUUAACUUUGCGGCUGUAACGAGAAAUUACUCAGUAACACCUCGUAUUGGUUUUGGACUCGAUUAUCGAACGGUUGCUAGUGUAAAUGGGCCUCUAGUAGUUUUAGAUAAUGUUAAGUUUCCAAAAUUUUCGGAAAUCGUGAAUUUGACAUUGCCCGAUGGUUCAUGUCGAGCCGGCCAAGUCUUAGAAAUCCAAGGAAAGAGGGCGAUAGUCCAGGUUUUUGAAGGAACUUCCGGUGUUGAUGUAAAAGCGACUCAUGUAGAGUUUUCUGGAGAUACCUUAAAGAUUCCGGUAUCCGAAGACAUGUUGGGUCGUAUAUUCAAUGGUUCAGGAAAAGCUAUUGAUAAAGGUCCAAAAGUUUUCGCCGAAGACUUUUUAGAUAUUAAUGGGUCUCCUAUAAAUCCUUACUCACGUAUUUACCCUGAAGAAAUGAUUCAAACUGGUAUCUCGGCAAUUGAUACUAUGAACUCGAUUGCACGUGGUCAAAAAAUUCCAAUCUUUUCUGCAGCCGGGUUACCCCAUAAUGAAAUCGCCGCACAAAUUUGUCGUCAAGCUGGUCUUGUCAAAAAGGUUGACAAGGGAGUGUUUGAUGAUCAUGAAGACAAUUUCUCAAUUGUAUUUGCCGCUAUGGGUGUCAAUAUGGAAACCGCGCGCUUUUUCAAGCAAGACUUCGAAGAAAAUGGGUCGAUCGAAAGGGUUACAUUAUUUUUAAACUUGGCAAACGAUCCAACCAUUGAACGUAUUAUCACUCCACGGUUGGCUCUCACCACUGCCGAAUAUUAUGCCUAUCAGUUGGAGAAACAUGUUUUAGUUAUUUUGACCGACAUGAGUUCGUACGCUGACGCUCUGCGUGAAGUUUCUGCUGCGCGUGAAGAGGUACCUGGUCGUCGUGGAUAUCCGGGUUAUAUGUAUACAGAUUUAUCUACAAUAUAUGAACGUGCUGGGCGUGUGGAAGGUAGAAACGGGAGUAUCACCCAGAUUCCUAUUCUAACUAUGCCGAACGAUGAUAUUACUCAUCCUAUUCCGGAUCUGACGGGAUAUAUUACGGAGGGUCAAAUAUUUGUUGACCGUCAAUUACACAAUCGUCAAAUAUAUCCGCCUAUCAAUGUUUUACCAUCACUCUCACGAUUAAUGAAAUCUGCCAUUGGUGAAGGUAGGACAAGGAAAGAUCAUGGAGACGUUUCAAACCAACUUUAUGCCAAGUAUGCCAUUGGCAAAGAUGCUGCCUCCAUGAAAGCGGUGGUUGGUGAGGAGGCUCUUGGUCAAGAAGACAAACUUGCUUUGGAAUUUUUGGAAAAAUUUGAAAAAACAUACAUCGCCCAAGGUGCAUAUGAAUCUAGGACGAUUUAUGAAUCGUUAGAUUACGCAUGGUCCCUUCUUCGUAUCUUCCCAAAGGAAAUGCUAAAUCGUAUACCACAAAAAGUUUUGCAAGAAUUUUACCAACGUGAUAGGAAGGCAAAAGGAA
Molecule: messenger RNA, 1492 nt
Organism: Acaulospora morrowiae
Lineage: Eukaryota; Fungi; Glomeromycota; Glomeromycetes; Diversisporales; Acaulosporaceae
Source: the annotation of a GenBank genome assembly